Molecule: messenger RNA, 1947 nt
Organism: Leptosia nina
Lineage: Eukaryota; Metazoa; Arthropoda; Insecta; Lepidoptera; Pieridae
Source: the annotation of a GenBank genome assembly
AUGGAUAGCCGGAAACGAUCUAAGACAUCAAUUUCAUCUGUGACGAAAAAUUUUACUGAUAUGGACAACGCAAACUCAGAUUGCAGAGAAGUGAUGCUAAGAGACCAAAUUCCUGAAGAAACUGAACCGGAGAGAGGGAAUUGGACUGGGCGUUUUGAUUUUCUCCUAUCACUCCUGGGGUACAGUGUGGGACUUGGGAAUGUGUGGAGGUUUCCCUAUCUAUGCUAUAAUAAUGGAGGAGGCGCCUUCCUUAUCCCGUUCACGGUGAUGCUUAUAAUAGCUGGACUUCCUCUCAUGUUUAUGGAACUAUCCUUCGGUCAAUAUGCUGCCCUGGGUCCCGUCGCGGUCUACAACAGAUUCUGUCCUCUAUUCCGCGGCCUGGGCUACGGAAUGGUCAUUGUGUCGUCCAUCGUCAUGCUGUACUACAAUUUAAUUAUUGCCUGGACUUUCUAUUAUAUUUACGUUUCGUUCGUGAGCAUCUUCUAUCAAUUGCCCUGGCAGAACUGCGACGCUGACUGGAGUACAGAAUUUUGCUACUCAUACGAAGCGGCGGAUGAGUGCGAAGCAAAUAACGGAACGUAUUAUCUACGCCAAUGUUUUAAUCACACUCAAGCUCUGUUGCAUAACGUAUCCGCCCUUGCCAACGUGACGCUGAGGCGGCCACCCGCUGAAGAGUACUUCUCGAACCACGUCUUGGGUCUUUCGUCAGGCAUCCAAGAGAUAGGCCAGAUACGUUGGGGUUUGGCCGCGUGUCUGUUCGCAGCCUGGGUCAUUGUUUUCCUUUGCUUGUGUAAAGGGGUGCAGUCUUCGGGAAAGGUGGUAUACUUCACAGCUCUGUUUCCUUACGUGGUCCUUGUGAUUUUGUUUUUCCGAGGCGUAACGCUGCCUGGAGCAUCUACCGGUAUUAUAUUCUAUCUGACACCAGACUUUAGCCAACUAGCUAAUGCCCAGGUGUGGGGUGAUGCAGCAGUUCAAAUAUUCUUUGCUUUGAGUCCUGCUUGGGGUGGUUUAAUUACGCUAUCGUCAUAUAACAAAUUUUCAAAUAAUUGCUAUUUAGAUUCCCUGAUAGUGGCUGUUUCAAAUAUAGCGACGUCAUUCUUCGCCGGUCUCGUUAUAUUCUCAGUUAUCGGUUUUCUGGCUCACGAGCUUCAAGUGAGCGUGGAUCGGGUGGUGGACCAGGGUGCGGGCUUGGCUUUCAUAGUGUACCCUGAAGUUGUAACAAGGUUACCCCUGUCUCCGUUGUGGUCUAUAUUGUUUUUCUUCAUGCUGUUGACGCUCGGACUUGAUUCUCAGUUUGCUUUAAUGGAGACUGUGACAACAGCAAUAUUGGAUCGGUUCCCUAACUUCAGAGAGAAGAAAGUGUGGGUUGUAUUAACUGUGGCCGUUUUUGGAUAUCUCGGCGGGCUUGUCUUCACGACUAAUAGUGGAAUGUAUUGGUUGCAAUUAAUGGACAAAUAUGCAGCGAAUUGGUCCGUUUUGAUCAUUGCUAUCGGCGAAUGUAUAUUAAUUGCGUGGAUCUACGGCGCGGAGAAAUUCUGUCAUGACAUAGAACGGAUGAUUGGACGUCAGUCCAAAACGUGGCUUUACUUCUGGAGUACAAUGUGGAGGGGAGUCACUCCUGCUGCAUUAAUCUUUAUUCUAGCAUUCAACUGGAUUGAAUACAAGCCGGCGACGUACGGACACUACGUGUACCCAAUGUGGGCCGAUGCCGUUGGAUGGAUUGUGGGCAUGCUGCCCAUCUUGGUCGUGGUUUUAAUGGCCAUUGAUAAAAUAUGCACGGGACCGGAUGAUCUUACGAUCAUGCAGAAAGCGCGUUUCCUGUCUCAACCAACAGAAGAGUGGGGGCCAGCUCAGCGCAGCUCAAUGCCGCUACCCGGUGAAUCGGAGUUGUCUCCCCCGGUGCUGUUGCUGCACGGACGCCACGUCUUGCGCGAGCGCGGCGCUUGA